AUGGGAUAUGAACAUCCAAGAACAUGGUUCCAUGGUUCCAAAGGAUCUUCUUUUAAAUACUUUGUACCUGACAGAGAUUCAUGGUGGAAACAUCAAAAGUUUCACACCCCUUGGCCUUGUUCCCAGUGUGUGCAGAACUUUGAAACAGAAGUAGAAAUCCGGCACCACCUGAAGACUGUUCACAAUCUCGUACAUUGCAGGCUUUGUCACUUUAGGGUCCUGGAUGGUGACCCUUACCACACACAUUUGUUCCAAAAGCACAAUGUCAGUAAUGUGGCUAAUAAAGAUGAGGAAAACCUGUGGGAAUUAGAAUAUGAUGGUACCUCCAACUUUCAAUGUCUACUCUGCAAUAAACCUAACAUCACCACUAGAACAUUCUUCAACCACUACAUGGGAUACCACCACUUCACUCUUAAAUGCUUCACACAUCUCAUCUCAGGUAGAGAUCCUCCUUUCACUGUAUUUGGAGCUGACCUCAGACCAGAAUUUGUUGAGGAACAACUAAAGAAUCAUCCUAGGUAUGGUUAUGUUGAAUCUGACUUCAAGCCUGCUGGCUGCCCUAUCGAAGCUGACCCAAGUGCUACCAAAGACCUACUCAAAGUACUCAUACCUGAAAUAAAGCAAGAAGUGGUGACUGCGGAUGAGGCCAAGACUGAUGAUGGUCUGGAGAAGACAAAAGAUGAUGAUUAUGAUGAUGUCUAUAAGAACUACAAUGGGGAUGAUGACUUUGAUGUCACUUCCUUGGAACUCAUCGCCGUACAAAAAUGUUACCAUGAUUACAUAAGUGAUAUUUUGUCCGAUUUCAAUGCUAAGGCAUUCUUUGAAUAUUCCGAUAUUAAUUAUGAGAAGAUUACAACAGAGAUUACAAUGGAUAUAGUCUGUACACUGUGUAGUGUGCGGUACAGCACAUUAUCUUUAUUUUCUGCACACAUGUUCAAAAUGCACUGCAUUAAGUCAUCACCCAUAUUUUCGUGUAGAGUGUGUGUUACACCAUUUGAAAACCAGACUGACCUGGACAACCAUAUAACCAACGAGUUGGGAGACUUCGAAGAUCUCUGGAUAUGUCAGUUUUGUGAUAAAGAGUUUGACGACAGGGAGUCGACGCGGCGUCACUUGACUGAACAUUGGGAUGUGGUAGAAUAUGACAAUUGUUUUAGUCCACAUUUAGGUUUCAAGUGCAGGUACUGUCCCACACUGUUCUGGCAUGAAACAGACAGGGAGACUCAUCAGGUCCGUGCACAUUACUUUAAUCAUAAAGAAGAUUACUACAAGUGUGAAACCUGCAAUGAGUUGUUUAGCGAUAAGAUAUGGUUUGUCCACCACUACAUAGAAAGGCACAGCACUCCAGAGAAGACUCCACUGUACCUCCUCAAGUGCUACCUCUGCUGUCUAGUACUGCCGACUAUCGAGGAGAUGAGAGGUCAUUUCAACUGUGAACACCCUGAAGCUAGGAAGGUGUUCUGUUCCUUAGACUCCUGUCAGUACAAGCCUUUGAGUCAUAGAAAGUCUUUCAAAUUGCAUGUGCGGUCCAUGCACACGUCCCGCGCGCGGCCGGAGCGCGCGGCGGACUGCAGCGUGUGCGGGCGCGAGUUCAGCAGCUCGCGCGCCUGCGGGGCGCACAUGGCGCAGGCGCACGGGCCCGGCAAGUUCAAGUGCAAGCUCUGUCGACAGGUGCUGCAUACCAUGGACGAGAGAAAACUCCACUAUCUAAUGACGCAUCCAGGGCAACAUCCGUUCGAAUGCAAUGAAUGUGGCAAGUCAUUCCAGUACAAGUCCUCUCUAUACAUGCACAAACAGGACCACAUACCCAACAAACAGAAUUAUACCUGUACCUAUUGCGGGAAGACGUUUUUGAAACGCGAUUCAUUUCGCGAACACGUUCAAAUACACGAGGGGCCCCGACAUGCGUGCUCGUAUUGUCCGAUGCGUUUCGUGCAGCGCUCGAACAUGUUACGACAUGAACGGAGACAUACUGGAGAGAGACCGUAUGCUUGUCCACAUUGUCCUCGGAGCUUCGCUGAUAAAGGAGCUUGUAAUUCUCAUGCAAGGACCCAUUUGAAAGACACAUCAUACGCGUGCAUGUACUGCGGCAAGACGUUUGUGCAGAAGUCUAAGCUCACAUACCAUAUAAGAAAACAUACGGGAGAGAAUCUGGAGACAUGUCCGGUAUGUUCCAAACUGUUCACAAGUGCGUGCUCGUUGCGUGAACACAUGAAGAUACAUGAGCCUAAGAAGGAGCUUAUCAAAUGUCCUCUCUGUGAUCGUAAGUACCAAGACGAGCGUUACAUGCUCCGCCACCUGCGCACGAGCCACACGCGCGCGCGCCACCCCUGUCCCAUCUGUAACAAGAUGCUCACCAGCCCCGCCGGGCUGCGGCACCACGUCAUCACGCACAGCAACAUGAAGACCAUACAGUGUAAAAUGUGUCCAAAAGCCUAUUCAGUGAAGAGGACGAUGAUCAAACACUUCCGUCGUCGCCACGGCUUCAAGGGCACUGAACCAAAUAUAAAGGAGUUCUACACUAGACUGGACCCUCGAGACUGCAAUCUUGGUCUCGACGAACCUCUCAUGACCAGUAUAUUUGGACCUCCGAAGAAGAAAUUGGAUGAAAUAUUAAUGGCAAAUUAUGUGACUCUAACUAAUGUGGCGCAGCAGAGUCUAACUAAUAUGCCUGAACGUUUUCCUAUACAGGCUCCAGAAAGCGAAACUGCAGAAGGUACACCACACGAACAUUCGCAACAGUCCAUUCGUAAGGAUAACGAUAACGAUGAACACUCACAAGAGAGUGAAAGAGAAGGUAGUUUUGCUCAACCAGACAAAGUCAUCAUAAAGGUUGAAGCUAAAGAAGAUGACGAAUUUGAACACGACGCGGACCUUGAACCUACUGAUUUCGUUAGCGUCAAAAUUGAACCUAUGGAUGAUGAUCCAUGAUGAUAGUGAUUCGGAUUGUUCAUUAAAAUUGAAAGACUAAAGCGGGAAACAUGCAACUGUAAAGAGAUGUGUGUUGAUUAGUCACUUAUGAAGGUACUUUAAUGUGAUUGGCGGAGCAAUGACACAUUUCAUAGCGCGUGACUAGCUGUGUCAGUCAUCUCCAGCUUUGAGUCUCUUUUAGUGAACAUUUAAUGAUUAAUUAUUAUAUCUGUUUCUUAUCUCUAUGUCAACUGUUUUAAAAUAUUCUUAGCUAGUAGAAAUUCAAGUUCCAUUUUUCAAGUCUUCUUUGAACUCAAUACAGGAUUAUAUGCGACCUCUUUUUUAUAAGACAAAUAUCGAAUAUUGAAUAGUUAGUAUAUUAAAUACGAUUAUUGUUGUACCCGCUAUGUGUAGCGUUACAAAUGACACAGAUUCCUAUAUUAUUAGAUAGCUAGUUUAAAUGGUACGAGAAAGAACGCUUGUUAUUAGAUGGGGCGUACCAAAUUAUACUGGUCGUACAGUAUUUAUCUGUAUUCAUUUGUUGAACUCCACACCAUACUGUUAAAACCCGUGUACUGACGGAACGCGCUGUUUGGUCAAUUUUAAGAUGUCGUAAUCUGAUUGGCUAGGGCGUAUUUGACUGGCCAAUAAACGGUCAUAGUUCGGGUUGCGUGUUAUGUCCUUCUAAUAGUAUGGUGUCGUUUUAUGACUCGUUUGUGUGUCAGUAAGGGCAAGUGUUAAGCAGCGUCUUUACUAUUCUAAGAAAGACUAUUUUUAUUUAAUAUUAGUAUGUAAGGAAAGAUUUUUAUGUUGAUUUUUUUUUAUAUAGGGCUGAUUUUUGAUCAACAGAUGAUUCUUUACUAUAGAAUAAAAUUGAUAUUUGACAGAACUUCUUAGUAUGGAAGAAUUGUCAAAUAUUCAGUUAUUCUUCCAAUAAAAUUUACUUGGCGUUGGAAAAAUUGGCCCUUAGUAAAAUGCUUUAAUUAUAAAUUAUUAGAAGUAAUGCGUUUUUAUCGAAUAGUUCCAUAAUAAUAUGGUUGGAUAAAUAAAGUAAUUC
Molecule: messenger RNA, 3967 nt
Organism: Spodoptera litura
Lineage: Eukaryota; Metazoa; Arthropoda; Insecta; Lepidoptera; Noctuidae
Biological process (GO): regulation of transcription by RNA polymerase II
Cellular component (GO): nucleus
Molecular function (GO): RNA polymerase II cis-regulatory region sequence-specific DNA binding; DNA-binding transcription activator activity, RNA polymerase II-specific
Source: RefSeq, a predicted model, not a curated record